GGAAAAAAAAUAAAAGCUUUAAAUUAUAAAAAAUAAUAAAUUAAAAGAUCAAAAACAGAGAAAAGAAUACAACUUACUAAAAAUAAAAUGUUCAAAAAACUUUUUGGAGGUAGCGAAAAGCCUUAAAAAGAAGCUCCCAAGCCAUAGCCUGCUUAAUAACCAGCCAACUAAGCUGCUAACUAUUAAAUGGAGUUUGAAAGACUUUAGUAUUAAAUAAAGUUAUAAGAAGAUAAUUUUGAAAAGAAGAUUGACAAGUAUACCGAAAGAAUUGAUACAUUGAGAGGUACCGUAAAAGAAUUAGUAAGAAAUGGAAAAAAGAAAUAAGCCACAUUCAAAUUAUAAGAAAUAUAAUAACUUGAGUAAUACAUUAAUAGAGCUGAAAAUCAAAAGCAAGUCUUCUUGAAGGUUCGUAUGCAACUUGAACAUGGAUUAGAAAAUAUGAAUUCUACUGAAGUUUUGUCUAAAGCUGCUUAAGUCUUAAAAGCUACCACAGAUUUUGAUAAGCUAGAAGAAACUUUAGGUGAAUUGCAAGAUAUGGAUGCAGACCAAAAGCAAAUUGAUUAGAUGUUUGAGCAAUAAGCAUAAUUAGGAGUUAACAGCAGUGAAAUUGAAGACGAACUUGCAGCCAUUGAAAACGAAUUAAAAUAAGAAGAAGCCAACAAAUUAAAUACUCAAAUUAAUAAUAUCCCUGUUGCCAAUGUUAAUGUUUAAUAAUAAUAACAUGCAGUAGCUUAAUAAUAACCUGCCUAAAAAUAGAAGCAAGAUGAUGCCUUUAGUAAUGCUUUAUUAGAUUAACUUGCACUUUGA
This is a messenger RNA of Tetrahymena thermophila SB210, 807 nucleotides long. RefSeq names its product SNF7 family protein. Lineage: Eukaryota; Ciliophora; Oligohymenophorea; Hymenostomatida; Tetrahymenidae. Gene Ontology annotation, biological process: vacuolar transport. The transcript has 3 exons. The record is from RefSeq and is a predicted model, not a curated record.